AUGCCUGAACGCACAUCCUACGAUUAUCCCUUGGCCAAAACACAUCCUUCUUUCUCAACUGCUUUUGACGCACAUCUUGACCCCAAUGUGGAAACAAACAACAUAUGUUGGAUCAUUCACUCCAGCGGCUCCACUGGUCUUCCUAAGCCCAUAAAACAAACGCAUGCCGCAGCUCUACGGAACUAUUCCAACAAUUUCAGUAUGAACGGAUUCAUCACACUUCCUUUAUUCCAUGCUCAUGGUAUAUCUUCCGUUUUUCGUGCAAUUCAUUCCGGCAGACAGAUCCAUGUUUAUAAUGCCGAUUUACCGCUUACAAGCCCGUAUCUUGUCGAGAGCAUGGAAAGGCACCCACCAGAGAUAUUUUACGGUGUACCAUAUGCACUGAAAUUGCUUGCCGAGUCACGGGAGGGGAUGGAGGCAUUGAAGAAGUGCCGUUUGGUCAUGUUUGGUGGUUCAAGUUGCCCGGAUGUUUUGGGUGAUCGAUUGGUAAAGAACGGUGUAAAGCUAGUUUCGCAUUAUGGAACGACCGAGACUGGUCAACUGAUGACUUCAUUUCGUGAGGAUGGCGAUUACGACUGGAAUUAUCUCAAGGUUUCUCCAAACCUCAAGCCUUUUGUCAGAUGGGAUCAGCAGGCAGGUGAUGUUUACGAGUUAGUAAUCCUCGAUGGAUGGGCGUCCAAGGUCGCUACAAACCGCCCAGAUGGCUCUUACGCAACAAAAGACCUCUUCCUAAAACAUCCUACGAAAGAGGAUAGAUGGAAAUACUUCGGCCGUUUAGACGAUACGCUCGUGCUCGUCAAUGGUGAAAAGGCAAAUCCAAUCCAAACCGAACAUACGGUGCGCGAAAAUCCAUAUGUAUCCGAAGCAGUCGUUUUUGGUGCAGGGAAACAACAAUUGGGAUCAAUCGUUAUUCUUUCCGAUAACUCCAGGGGGAUGCUAGAACAAGAAGUUAUGGAGAGGGUUUGGCCUUCAUUUGAGACCGCAAAUACCCUUGCACCUGAAUAUGCCCGCAUAUCCCAGGAGAUGGUUAGAUUCUUACCCCCUGGUACCCCAUUUCCUAGGACAGAUAAAGGCACGGUGAUUAGAGCUGCUUUUUACAAUAUAUUCAAAUCAGAUAUCGAGGAGAUAUAUGCAGACAUUGAGAGAGGCGCCGUUAAUGGUGGUUUAGAGUUGCCAGAAACUGAGAUCAAGGACUUUGUGCGCAAUACCGUUCUCAGUUUGUUGAGGUUGCCAGAUCCCUUGAUCCUGAGAGACGAUACAGACUUUUUCUCUAUAGGGAUGGACUCCUUGAUGGCUGCACGGAUUAGGUCUGCCAUCCUGAAAAACCUCAACACUGGUGGGCAAACACUAGGCCUAAACAUUGUAUUCGAAAAGCCAUCAGUCAACCAACUCUCGAAGUUUUUGUUCAGGUUGAGAGUUCCAGAGAAAUCGGGCGUGGAAGAAGAGGAGACUGUUGAAGAAACCAUGAAGAGAUUGAUUGAGAAAUACUCCGAAUUUCCCAUGCAUAUCCCUGGAGAUUCUGAUGUCGAGGGUGAGCAUGUGGUCGUUACUGGGGCUACUGGCUCCCUUGGAGCCCAUAUUGUAGCACAACUCGUUGCUAUGAAGUCUGUAAAAUCCGUUUUCUGCCUUGUCCGCGCGGAGUCUCCCAGGGCUGCUUGGGAUCGUACUGUACAAUCUUUACAAGUCAGACGGGUUUACGAUAAUUUAUCAGAUGAAGAGAAAAAGAAAAUGAUCUGUCUACCAUCGAAUCUAGCGGAGGAGGAUCUUGGUCUUGGUCAGGGGCGUUAUGAAGAGCUGAAAUGUAAAGUUACGGCUAUCAUCCAUUCGGCAUGGUCAGUCAACUUCAACAUGGAUGUAACCAGCUUUGAGGCACAGCACAUCAGAGGUACUCACAACUUGAUUAAGUUGUGUCUCCGCUCAAAUCGUCCCUCUCCGGCUGGGUUCAACUUUCUCUCCAGCGUUUCAUCUGUUGCGGCAACUGUUGGCUCCCAGGUCCCCGAAUCCGUUGAAACAUAUCUCCAAUCUGCUCAGCCCAUGGGCUAUGCCCGUUCAAAGCUUAUCACAGAAAAUAUUUGCAAUCUGGCUGCGAAGAAGGCUCGCAUGAGUUCCCGUGUUCACCGUGUUGGCCAAGUAGUUGGUGACACUGAUAACGGUAUCUGGAACGCGACAGAGGCCAUCCCGCUGUUGAUACAAGGUGCCCUAAGUACAGGUGCUUUGCCUGCUCUCGAAGAUACCCCUACUUGGCUACCCGUCAACAUUGUCGCGAAGGUUGUCCUCGAAUUGGCUUUUGUGCCCUCUGCUGAUGCUCCGUUGAAUGCAUUGUUCCAUGUCGUAAACCCAAACACAAUCCACUGGACCAACGAUCUUCUACCAGCUCUGAAAGAGGCCGGUCUUGAAUUUGACAUUGUCGGAAAACGGGACUGGGUCGAUAAGCUUCGGAAGUCUGAUCCAGACCCAGUGAAGAAUCCGACAUUCAAGCUGGUGGAUUUCUUCGCCAAGAAAUACGAUAACGAUAGAGUUGGAAAGGGGUUGUAUUAUCGUACGGAGUUGGCAAGAGCACUCUCACCAACACUGAGGGACAUCGGGGUGGUAGAUACAAAGUUGGUUUCAAAAUUUGUGGAUUACUGGAGGAAAAAUUGUUGGAAUGUUUAG
Morchella sextelata is the source of this 2652-nucleotide messenger RNA. RefSeq lists its product as uncharacterized. The record is from RefSeq and is a predicted model, not a curated record. Bases 1 to 2652 code for a protein of 883 amino acids. The transcript has 4 exons. Gene Ontology annotation, molecular function: phosphopantetheine binding. NCBI's taxonomy places the organism in Eukaryota, Fungi, Ascomycota, Pezizomycetes, Pezizales, Morchellaceae.